UACAAAAUACAAGAACGUGAAUGCAAAUAGCGUAUACAACGGGUCAUCCAAGAUAUUUGCUCUUUAUUUGGGAAACACGAAACACGGUUUUAUUUGUAUAUGUUACAGUACACAACUAUUAAAAAGGCAAAAUGGACAUGAUAAAUCAGUUUGACGUAAUUGUAAUUGGUGGAGGUCCAAUAGGUCUAGCAGCAGCUUACCAAUGUGCUGUUAAACAAGAUAAACGUGUUGUUCUUCUAGAGAAGUUUGACGAAUUUGCCAAUGCUUAUGGUUCAAGUCCUGGGUACAGCCGUCAAUUUCGCUACUGUUAUUCUGAAAUGAAUAUUUGCGAAUUGGCUCUCAAAACAUACGACAUGUGGCAAGACCUUAUGAAAGAUAUGGACAACAUGACACUCUUGCAAGAAACUGGUUGCUUUUGGUUUGGUGAUUCCAACGCUAAGACAAGCGAAGGAAAUAUAGAUGAAGCAAUAGAAAAUCUUGAAAAACUUAAUCUCAAGGUUCCAUGUGACUAUAGAGUGCUAGAUGGGAAACAUGUGAUUAUAAAUGAUCCGCAAUUUAAAUUCGUCUCAAGUGCCGUAAAGAACAUCGAGAAAGCAAAAGGUCUGUUUACCACGAAAGGUGGAACCAUCAAUGUUCCAAGUGUAGUUAAUUGCUACGUAGAGGCUUUAAAUAAAUCAAAAUUUGCCACACUUCAUAAGCGAGCACAGAUUACUAAAAUAGAUUACACCAACGACAAUUAUGUGGAAGUGUGGGCCACCGUCCAAAACACCGAAAGGAGAUUUCGCUGUACAAAGAUCAUUCUUACACCAGGUAUCUAUGUAAAUGACUUACUGAACAUCAUCUUCCCUCCAUUUGAAUACGAAAUUAACCUAGCUAUUUACAUCUGGUGCUCCACAUACUUCACCAAGAAACUGGACUGCCCUUCGGGGAAUGAUCCAACAAAUUGGCCAGUUUGGUAUUUCUUUGGUCCAAAUCCCGAUAAAAAGGAUGCUGAAAAACCGACAGAUUACAAAGACUAUUAUGGUUUUCCCUGUGAACCUGAUAACUCAGAGAAUAUAAGAGUUUGUCCAGCGUUCACAUCAGAAACACAGUUUAUCUUUUACGAUUAUCCUCCCUCAAUUUGCGAAAGACCACUGGAUGAACAUGCUUUGAAUUUCACCAGUAAGUUCGUAGAAGAAGCUAUGCCUGACUUGAAUCAAGAACGAAAGAAAGAACAUGAUACAGUUUGUCUGGCUGGUUUUGCUGAGCUAGUCGAAAGUAAACCAAUUGACAAAAGUGCAGGAUUCGUAUUGGACUUUCUGAAACCUGAUCUAAAACGUAUCGUCCUUUUUACCGGCGGUUGGGCUAUGAAAUUUGUGCCAAUGUUUGGAAAGAUACUAGCUGAUCUUGCUAUUCAGGGGAAGACUGAGUACCAAGACCUUAUAGACCCAAUGAAUAUUAACCGAGGGAUAUUGAAGAAGAAAGAAGGUGUGAAGAAUCAGAAAAAAAAUGAAUAGUUUCUUGCAAAAUUGCAAUUUUUCAGAAUGAUUUAGUUUUAGGUUGCAUUUUCAUAAAAAAAUCGAAUGUUUGAAAUAUGCUCAUCACAAUGAAAUUUAGUAGCGCUUUCAAAUUCACAAGGAGCACAAUGUAUUCCAAAAUUUAGAAAAUAAUUAUGAAUAUUUUUUACUUAAAAAUAUAUGUGUUAUGAGCGACUUAAUUUGAGUUUUGUGUGUGCUUGUGCAUGCUUCAGUGAAUCAGUUUUCUGUACUAUCAAUUUGCUCAGCUACACUAUUAAGGCGGAAAUACAUUAAAAAAUUUAUACGUAGACAAAUUAGUAAAUUUAAAUCGUAGCCUCCCUCAAGUUGAAAUUUGUGGCGCACUCUCUAAACUAAAAUUAUCAAACAUGUUAGAUAUUUGUCUUUCAGCGUAAAAUGAAACAUAAUUUACAUAAUAUAUUGGCGCAUGUGACGUAAAGUUUGUUGUGCUAUUGGGCAACUAUGAUAAUACGCAAAUAAAAUCAAACUCUGUCUUCGAGUGGCCCACUAGAAUAGCCCGAGUAAGUAUGUAAUAGCCUUGUGAUAGGGGUCUUUUUAAAAAUUUUCCAUUUUUAUUAACAGAUGCCGCGAUUCAGUAAUUAUUUCAGCCAACGUGUCUGCUAACUUCUGACGUAAACACGAAGCAAGGCAGGCUUUUACAUACGAUAAGAAAAUAGUCUAUCACAAAAACGACUAAAGUCUUAGAUUACGGCUAUGAUUAGGGUUAGACUAUAGAGAAUUGCCUGAGAUACUUUAGUGUGUGCAUGCAGCCAGCGCAAAUGGCAUAUACAAUUAUAUACUUGUUCUAUAUUUUUCUUGGUAUGGACGCUUGUUAUUCGUUAGAAAUCGUCUCUAAAUGUAUACAACUAUUUUUCAUUAAAUAAUGAGUUAUUAAAUUUAUUACAUUGGA
Xenia sp. Carnegie-2017 is the source of this 2424-nucleotide messenger RNA. Its product is annotated as putative bifunctional amine oxidase DDB_G0291301. Gene Ontology annotation, molecular function: flavin adenine dinucleotide binding; sarcosine oxidase activity. The coding region runs from base 132 to 1496 and encodes 454 amino acids. The record is from RefSeq and is a predicted model, not a curated record. Lineage: Eukaryota; Metazoa; Cnidaria; Anthozoa; Malacalcyonacea; Xeniidae. The transcript has a single exon.